Cannabis sativa is the source of this 3663-nucleotide messenger RNA. RefSeq lists its product as uncharacterized. Bases 141 to 3470 code for a protein of 1109 amino acids. The record is from RefSeq and is a predicted model, not a curated record. Gene Ontology annotation, biological process: snRNA 3'-end processing. The transcript has 6 exons. Gene Ontology annotation, cellular component: integrator complex. Lineage: Eukaryota; Viridiplantae; Streptophyta; Magnoliopsida; Rosales; Cannabaceae.
AAAGAAUCGUCGAAAAAAUAAUGUUAAAAGUUUGCAUAGCCGUCUUCUGUUUCUAGCGCCACGCUACAAGGUAGUUGCCGCCGGCUCAGCCUCUCCGACGUAGCAGCAGUUGGGUUUCAGUGUCUUCUCUCCGAUUGACAAUGGAGAGAAAUUCAGCAGCUCACGCCAUGGAAUGGAGCAUAGAUUUAGAGAAAGCUCUUCGCUCAAACUCACCAGCUCUCUCCACACAAGCCAUUCUACAGUUCGGACCCAGACUCCUUCGAUGGAGUCACGAGCCAUCACCGCCCAAACUCGCUGCACACCACAUGUUCGACCUAAUUCCCGGAGAAGAUCGUCUCUUUUCCAAUGCCAUUCUCUUGCGCCUUGCUGAUGCUUUCAAUUCUGGAGACCAACACACCAAGCUCUGCGUUGUGAAAGUGUUUUUAAUGGAGUACAAGCAACGGGAGAAAUGCCAUGGGAGAAGAUAUAAAGGGUUUUUGUCUAAGGGAAGGGUUUGGAAUCGUAGUGAGUUGUUGAGUCGAGUUAAGGUUGUGUUUGAUAAUGGUGAUUGUGAUUCAAAGGCUCUGGCUUUGGCUCUUUUUGGUUGUUGGGCUGAUUUUGCUAAGGAUAGUUCUCAUAUUCGGUAUUUGGUGCUUUCGAGUUUGGUCUCUUCUCAACUUUUGGAGGUAAAGGCAGCUCUUUUUGCUGCAGGAUGCUUUUGUGAGUUAUCAGAUGACUUUCCAUGUAUUGUAUUGGAGAUUCUUGUUAAUAUGAUGAGCUCAACUGAAACCUUGUUACCUGUUAGAUUGGCUGCAGCUAGAGUCUAUGCGAAACUGAGAUAUUCAUAUUCAACUGCAAUUAGAGCUUAUAAGACAGGUCUAAAGCUAGUAUUAGAUUCCCCAGAAGAAAAUUAUCAGAUUGCAAUGCUGCUGUCACUGUCAAAAAUUGCAUCAACAUUUUCAGUUCUUAUAUCUGACCAGGUUGGCUUUCUUUUAUUGUUUCUCAGCCCAGAUAAGACUUUGAAGCUACAAGCAACUGCACUAAAAUGCCUUUGUUUUAUGUUUAAUAAAGGAGCAUACAAUUUUUCGGCUAAUGUGAAUCUGGCCGAAGCAUUGUUCAGCACCCUCGGUGAAUCUUUAGUUCCAGCAAACAUUCAGUGCAUUGCUUUAAGGAUUUUGCAUAAGAUGGUUUUAUACAUGCAUAGUCUACCGAGUGACAUACUUGAUCUCGAUAAGCUCUUGACUGUUGCUGAGAAUGCAUCCAUGUCACCAUUUAUGUCGAAGAGCUUGCUGGCUGUUUGUAUUCUGGUUGAGAUGUCAAAUAAAUUCAAGGGAAGAAGAGAUAUUGGUUCCAACUGGUCAUGUCCUUCAAUUACUUCCGGGGCGAUUUCAAUAAUCUUCAAUUGGAUCACCUUAGAGGUGAAGCCAUUGUUUGAUACUUGUCCUGAUUCUACAGUGUUUCAAGAAGUUAAUAAAUUAUUCAAUCUUCUUCUUUCUAUAAUCGAUGCACACCCGGAUUCAGUUGGCUUACUUAUUGAUCAGAUUAUUGUAUUUUUGAAAUACCUCUCCGAGAUGAACAACAACACAGUACUCAGAUUGAAGCUUGUUUAUAAAGUUUAUAGAUUUAUGGUAACCUGUCUUGAAUUUCAAAGUAAAGAAGCCAGUGUUGUCGAUGUACUUGUAUAUGACAAAGUGAAGCUUCUUGUUGAAAAUGUAUGUGAAUGCAAAGAUUUUGAUUGCUAUACACACACAAUCUACUCUCUACUGCUACAUUCUCCUGCCAUUUGGGGUCACAAUACGAAUAAGAGUGAGGAAAGUUGCAAUCUUGACGAUAGGUCGGGUAUAGUGCAGCAUUCGUAUUCAGUUGAGCAUGAAUCGGUUACACUUGAAUUUGCAAAGAAGAUAUUGGCAGAGAAUAGGAAUUGGUUGGCUUACAAAGUUGGAAUGUAUUCUUCAUGUCAGGGUUCAUGGCUCACAUCUUCUUUCAUAUUUCAGCAGCUAAUUACGCUUGUUCAUUCCAAUUCCUGCAGUUGCUUGUUAAAAUCACUAGUUGAAUUUGCUAAAUCUGAGGAGAAAGUCAUGUUGCUGGUUUUGAAAAAUGAAGGUUACUUCUUAGCAGAUCGAUCAAAGAAAAUCAGACCCUAUAUUCCUCAUUCCUACACUGUUCUAGCUGAAGCCGAUUUUGAUGAGGUUCUUUUCAGUGCUUAUGACAGUCUUUGCUCUUCAAAGAAAACAUUAGAAGGUGAUGUUACAUGUCAAGCGUUUCUCUUUCAGCGAUGGUUUUUGUCUUUACGAGCAAAAACAUUAAGAGGUGUGGCGGAUGUACUCAAAAUUCUAGGUGCAAUAUCUGAGGAAAGCAGUAAAAGCGGCUCCCUGGCUGAUUGCUUGUUCUCUUUAGAACAAAUUGCUCAAGUCUCUUUGAGGUUGGAGAAGCUGGUAAAGGAAUUCGAUCUUUUUAGUACAUCCUUCGUAGACAUGGACAACGAAAGUUUGAAAAUCAUUUCAGGCCUUGCACUCAGUACUUCACUUCUGUCCUUUAUAACGGGUUCUUCUCUUUUCAUUCCUAACCUUCACGAUCCUUGUUCGAAAAACUCGACCAACAAUUUACAUGCUCAUCUAAUAGAUAGCCUAGCUGGGAAGUUGUUGCACAUGGACAAUGAAGUCAGUGCAAAACUUUAUCAGAUCAUGAAUACCGAUGACCACAACAAUGUAGAUUGCUGUAACAGUAACUUGAAGUUCAGAAAUCAAGCCUGGAACGUCGGUUAUGAAGCAAGGGAUGUUCUUGAUAUUUGUCGUGUUGCUGUGUUUGAUAUAGCUUGCUUGCAAAGUGAAGCAAGCGGGACUCUUAACGAGGAGGAUACAUAUCGAAUUACUAAGAAUGUUUUACAGUUCAUAUUCAAAAUUCUUAUCAAAUGGAUGAAAAUCCCUUUCAGGACCCCCAAAUACUUCUUCCGAUUUAGGCCUUGCAUUGGGUCAGAACUCUUCGCUGUCAAUGUCGGGAAAAAUGCAGAUGGAAUUUUUGUUUCACAGGGUGACAGCCUUUCUUUAAGUCUCUGUCUUCAGCUAAGAAAUGUUCCUACCGAUCUUCCAGUUCGGCCCACGAAGUUGUUUACCAUGCUCUACAGCAGAGUAUCCUUUCAGCAGCCAAAACCAAUUUCGGAAACUAAGGAGAAUUCUUCUAGAAGCAGUUAUCAAGUUUGGGAAACUGCUGACAUGGUAGAAAUGAAUGAAAAGCUUCUACAUUACGUGACACAACAUGAAACGAAAAAUACGAUCAAUACCAAUACUAAUGUUGAAUGCGGGUUUGUGAAGACAUAUGUUUGUUUCGAAGCAGACGAGAGAGGGCAGGGAUUCUCGAGUUGCUUGCUUGACAUUUCGAGAUUUCCAACAGGUUCUUACAGAGUUGAAUGGGUUAGUUGUUUCGUUGAUAAUCACGGCGCAUAUUGGAGUCUCUUGCCGUUGAAUGCCGGACCUGAAUUUACCAUUUUCUAACUCUUACAGAAGUAGCAAAGCAUGGAAGUUGGUGUAUUUGCUAAAUUGACUAUUGUAUAGAUACACAUAGUCCCUUUUGGAAGAGAAUGUGGAAGGGUUUAUGUGGAGUUUUAUGUAUCAAGCUAAAUAUAUAACAAUGAUGGUAUGUUGUAUUUUUGUUUUUGAUAAAUCAACUUCAACUUAGUAUAUUCAA